UAUUUUUGCAUAUUAACUUCACUAGCACAAAAAAAAAGUGUGCUUUAAAAUACAGUGUACUAAUAGAAAAAGUUGAGGUUCAAUAAGGCCAAUAGAUCAGGAGACAAUUGUCUUGAGAAGAUAGUUUCUUACAGUUCCUAAGAGGAGAAUGCCAUACCACGCAGGGCCACAGAAGAAGACACUGAGGUCAGUCUCAGGCAUAGAGAGAAAGGGAACUAGUGGGCUGAAACCUUUAUUAUUGUCUCCUCCGGAAGAAAGAGGUGAGGCACGGUAAACAGGUUUAGGAUUGGCCAGUUUUAAUAAUUUCCAAGGGCUCUGGAGUGUAGGGGCAGGCCAGGUUAUCUGGUGCUGGCUCUGGGUUGAUUAGGGAAGGAGGAUAGGGGAGUGUGAGAGCUCAUACAGACUGUGAUAAAGGGGGUAGUUGGAAAUGUGGGCUCCUGAACAGUUGGUUUGCAUAUGAAAGGAGAGUUUUGUUUGUUCUCUCUAGGAGUUAGCUAACCUGGGAGGGGCAGUCCCUCCAGGAGCCUCAGAAUUACAGAAAACAAAAAGACACAGUUAAUACAGAGUGGAGUCAAAUGAAUAUAUGAAAUAUUUGUUCAUAUGAUAUUUGGAGAAUUGAAUUUUAAAGUAUUGUUUCUAUUUAAUGCUAAAGUAUCUUUGAAUUUUUGAAAGUGUUUUUUUGUUGUUGUUGUUCCUCAGUGGAGUUUUAAAGUUUUCGUGAUAUUAGCCCUGCUAAUUUUUGUUAAAUUUUUUCCUAGACAUUAAUCUGUUUUGUGCUAAGUUCUUCUGCUAUAUUUAUAGUGCACUAUUGUUUGCAUAUUUUGUGUAUUAAUUUAUACCUUAAUGAAUUCUCUUAAACCUCUUCUUCCUUUCAUAGAGAACUAACUGAAGGUUACCACAGGGGAAGGGGGGGUCGGAUGGGUGAAAUAGGGGAUAGGCAUUAAGGAGGGAACUUGUCAUAAUGAGCACCGGGUGUUUUAUGGAAUUGUUAAAUCACUAUAUGGUACACCUGAAACUAAUAUGACAACUGGAAUUAAAACACAAACUUAAAAAAUAAUUAAUUUAAAAAAGAAACACCUCUUCUUCCUUUCUUUUAUCUGGUGGCCUUUGUUGGUACUUCCAGAACAAUGCUAAAUGAUACUGGUGACUGUGGGUAUGCACCACUUUUGUUCUAGGUGUUUUAGAAUCAGCAUAUAUAUAGUUUAUCUGCUUUCUUCUUUUAGGAGGGGCAAAAGAUGACAAGAAAAUCUCCCUUCAGGAGUUACUGAGGCUGCAGGGUUUGAAUGUCUUCCCCGAAGGAUUGUAAAGUCGGAAAAGAACCCCCAGCCUUUCCAAGUUGGUCCUUGUGCUUGUGGACACCUGCAAUAAAAGGCUUCAGUUCAAGAACCAUUGCUCCUCGGUUGUCAUAAACCAUUUGGGGAUCUCCUCUGAAGUCUCUAGCCCUCUCUCACUUCCUGCCAUAAAAGCUUUUCUGUCUCCCUACCAAGAGUGUGGGUUUUGCAUCUUCAGAGCUGAAUGAUUCUUAGACUCCCAGCACUCCUAGGUCCAGUUUCAGGUAAAGGUGGUUCAAGGCCAACUCAGUGCAAAUCUCUUCCCUGAAAGUGAGGCUGAUCGAGUUCCCUGUCCUGGAGAUGGAAAUGCAGGCUCAAUGCCUGGAAAGGCCUGCCGAUGGGCUGAGUCAACCACAAGCCGCCCUCCCUCCCCAGACAGAGGUGAGCUUUCUGGGAACCCCUGCAGGGCACUGCAGUCCUGAGAGUGUCCACCCUCUGGAAAUUGUGCAAUCCUGUGUGGAACCUAGCUGAUUCAUUGCUCACUUUGAAGAGUAAACUAUUCAACAGAAAAGCUUGAUGUUUGACUAAAGCCCAGGAGCACACAUGAUUGAACCCUCUGUGGCCAUGAUGGGAAGCAACUAGGAUUGUCUAUUCAUAUGAGUCUACACACCAGGAAACUCCCUUCCCGGCCUGGAUCAGAAGAAGCGUGGCGGCCACAGAGGAUGCUGCCUCCUGAUGCCCCCUCCACCCCCACUGUUCCCACCACCAUUCUUCAGAGGGGGCCGAGGUCUGCUUCUCUCCCCAGACAUGAAGAAUCUCAUCCUGGAACUAGAGACCACGCAGUCCUCAUGCACGCAAGGAUCGCUCGGCUCCCCUGGGCCCCCUGGCCCCCAGGGCCCACCGGGACUUCCUGGCAAGAUAGGACCAAAGGGAGAAAAGGGGGAGCUUGGCCUACCAGGAAGGAAGGGUAGACCUGGCCCCCCGGGUGUUCCUGGCAUGCCCGGGCCAGUCGGCCCCGAAGGACCCAGGGGUGAAAAAGGUGACCUGGGUAUGAUGGGCUUGCCAGGGUCAAGAGGACCAAUGGGCUCCAAGGGUUACCCUGGAUCCAGAGGGGAAAAGGGAUCCAGAGGUGAAAAGGGUGACCUGGGUCCCAAAGGAGAAAAGGGUUACCCGGGAUUUCCUGGAAUGCUGGGGCAGAAAGGUGAAAUGGGUCCAAAGGGUGAGCCUGGGAUAACAGGACCCAGAGGACCCAGAGGAAGACCAGGAAAACGAGGCAAGCUGGGGCAGAAGGGAGAUAGUGGAGUAACGGGCCCACCAGGCAAGCCUGGGCCUUCUGGUCAACCUGGCCGUCCAGGUCCCCCAGGCCCCCCGGGCCCCCCAUCCACAGGACAACUUGUGAUGGGACCCAAAGGGGACAGAGGAUUUCCCGGGCCUCCAGGAAGCUGUCUUUGUGGAACCCGUAUGAAUGUGAAUAACCCUUCCUACAGGGAAUCCAUGUUUGGGCCCAGUUCCCCGCACGUUCCUGUGAUUUUUGUCGUCAACAACCAGGAGGAGCUUGAGAGGCUGAACACCCAAAACGCCAUUGCAUUCCGCAAAGACCAGAGAUCUCUAUACUUCAAGGACAGCCUUGGCUGGCUCCCCAUCCAGGUGACCCCCUUCUACCCUGUGGACUACACUAUAGGCCACCAUGGCUCCUGUGGGGAUGGGGUCCUGCAGCCCGGGGAGGAGUGUGACGACGGGAACAGCAGCGUGGACGAUGACUGCAUCAGUCGUAUGGAGACCUGCAGUGCACCCCGUACUGCUACAUCGACUCCACGUCCUGCCGCUACUUCACAUGAGGGCCGCGAGGAGGAGGAGGGCUGCGUCUUACGUAACCGGCAGCAGCUCCUCCACCCUCAGCAAAUUGACUUCGCGCCAUCCUGGUCCAGUUUCCACCACCUUCGUGCGACAACAACAAGGACAAACUCUUGCUGCUAAGACAUGCUUGUAACUCAGUCCGACUGGAAGAACUUAGGACUACUGCAUCCUGUCUUAAUCCAGAGUCCAGGAAAACCUUCCACGUGCCCGACCCGGGAACUGUUCCCCAUUGCUACCAUCUGGCCGAAUAGCCAAACCUACAGUGCCCUUUCUCUUCUGGAAUGUCACUGACCCACACCAUGGACUUGGCUUAGAACUGUUAGCCCCACCUAGACCUGCAGGGCCUUUUGAAUUUGUUCUCCUCCCGCUUGGGGCAUCUGGUGUACAGGCCUCUCCACUCCUCUGAUCUCUGGAAAUGUGGGCAUUCUCACCCAGGGCAGUCGGCUGUCAGGUCUCUCCAGGCCCGUGAACCACAAAGCAGGGAAGUGGGCCCGUUCUCUCGGAGUGGCUCCCAGCUCUGGACCCACUGAGGAACCCCUCAAUUGGCUACGGCCCAGCACAGCCUCAUGUGGAUGCAGCUUCCCCAACAAGAGACCCAACUGUGAAAAGGUCCUGAGAAAGCCACCAAAAUGGUGCUCUGGCCCUGGAAGAGGGUGGAGGCCCAGCUGGGGUGCUCAGCAUGUGAACAAUAGCAGAUCAGUGGCCUUCUGCUUCUCAGUGUUUCCCAAAGGGGUAGCCCUUGUGGUUUCACUGUCCCCAGCACCAUCGUGACCUUGUGGCCCUCGGCACCUUGACCUCUGUCUUGCAAAUGCCCCUUAUGUCCCUUUCUUGUUCAGGAAAUUCACUACCAGAGGGUGACCUCCUAAGUCUACACCUGGGCAGGCUUUUGGUGUUUCCAGUCCUUAGGAAUGCACCACUCUGGGUUUCCCCAUGUGAGGCCCUAUGACUGAGUACCUGCCCUAGGCAGAGACCAUUUCUCCUGAGCUCCAGCUCCUGGCUACCUGCUGACUCCUGUGUGCAUCCCGUGGCCUUCCCUUUGUGUCUCUGUAGUGCAUUGCCUUGCCCUCAUGUCUGUGUGCCUGAGCCCCCCCACGUUUCUGCAGGGUCGUUAGUCUGGCCUGUCUGUGAGCUGCCUUAUACCACCAUCUUUCCUGAGUGGGGCUUGCUUAGCUUUGGUUCGCAAAGAUGUCUCCCCCAUGGCAGACCUCAAAUGGGAUUUGUCUAUUUGUUACCAGAUGGAGGGACGCUUUGGGGCUUUUGUACGAAGCUAGUGUGCCUGAGUCCUAGGGACUCAGUAGACAGGAGCUUCUGGCCCAGCAGACCAUCACUAGUGGUCUGUAGUAGAUGGGAUCAGCCCAAAGGUGAUGUCUUUAGAGGUGGGCACACUGGUCAGCCCAGUUCCCUCAGCCUCUACUGCACACCUUAGGGUGAUAUUGCCCCCAUGUAAAGCUACACCUUCAUGCUGGAUCUCCAUAUGGGAAAUCAAGAAAUACAAGCAGUUUGUUUCCCUCACUGUGGCUCUCUUUCCCUUGGGGUUUUGGGCCAGUGUCCCAGCAUUACUGUUUGGAAUGAGGGGUCUGAAUUCACUGCCUCCCAGGCUUUGCAAAGGGUUCUAGAAUGUGGAGCAGUACUGUCCCUCAGGGACAAGGGAGGAAACCGAUGUUGAGAGAGAUGGAGGGACUUACCUAAGGCCACAAAGCCUGCUCUUGCUAACCCAGCGCCACUCCAGCCUUAUUUUAGGACCACAAUUAAAACAAGAUGGAGCUCCAGCACUGCCCUUGGUUGGACCUGGCCACGUAAGGCCCUGUCCCGGGUCCCUUGCCUUGAAGGGCACCAAUCUGGCCCUCCUCUGGCCAUGACCCUCCCCACAGGUCAGGGAGUCUAUGAGGCCAAGGUGACCUUCCCACUGUAGCUUGUGCACCCCUCUCCCAGACCAUGAUCCAGGCACCCAGGAGACCACAGUUCCCAUCCAGGUGGUCCUGAGCAGGCCUCUUUGCCAUGUCUGUCCUCCUGAGUGUGACCUGCACACACCUGGGUGGCCAGGGACAAGCUGUGUUUAGAGGUUGUAGAUGGGGCUUGGAUAUGCGGGCUGGGGUUUCCACACAGAUAUACACGAAGCCCCUUUCAGUGUGGGCUGAGCCUUGUUCUCCUUGUGCCACCACAGAACUUUGAGGAAUCUAAAUAUUCCAAAUGCAAACCCAGCCUUCCAGGUCUUAUGAAAGUGUGACUGUCAAGUAAGCAGAGAGACGUAUUUAAUAAUAGUUUGUUAGAUUGAUUCUAACGUAAAUACUUAGACAUGUGGGGUGUGAGCCUCCAUCUGGGCUCUUGUAACCAGAUCCCACGAUAUUAGAGGUCGGCCUGUCUCCGACUAUUGCAAGGGGUUUCUGAAUGGCUCUGAAAAUGAAAGGAUUCAAAGCCACUUGUUUGAAGUAUAUAUAACAGUAGUAAUCCUCCCCCUGUGGCAUUGUGAUUUUUUUUUACUUAAAUUCAAUUAAUUCACAUAUAGUGUAUUAUUAGUUUCAGAGGGAUUCAGCAGUCUUGUAUAACACCCAGUGCUCAUGACACAACGUGCUGUCCUCAGCCCUCCCCUGAAAUGCUGUGGUACAGGGGGCAGCUUCCUCAGGACCAGGGGCGCCUUGUGCGCAGGCCAGGUGGCCACAGAAUAGGUAGCCAAAUGUCUCCUGGGAGCACUUGCUGGCCCUGUGUGGAGCCGAGGUGCUGCAGCGGGGAGGGAAGAGCACUGUACCGGGAGUCCUGACACUGGGGCUCAGACUUGGUUUGUCACUUCUCACAGACACCAACUCCUUACCUGGAAGAAACUGUACACAAGUUUCUUUCUUCCAGCCCUAACAUUUUGUGGGUGGGGACUCUGUUCUCCAGCUGCUCCUGAGGCUGUCACAUGGGUGGCUGUGAAUAUCGUAGGGUCUUCAGAGCUGCAGCUGAGUCACCAAAAAAGGCUAUGCCGGUUUAGAUGCUUUUGUUGGUGGGUAGCAGAAAAUCCAACUUAAAUAUAAUAUAAACCACAGGGUGGAAUUUAUUGGCUUAUAUAACUUAAAAAUUCCAGUGGCAGAGUGGAGAUCAGGCAUGGUUCAAUCAAGGCUCCCACUCCAUUUCUCUGCUUGAGCUGUCCUCUCUAUCUCCUGUUAGUUUGAUCCUUGGGUAGUCACAAGCUGACUAUUGCAGUUUCAGGCUUACAUCUGUACCCUAUAAUAUCCAGAGGAGGAGAGAACGUCUAUUCCAGUGGCUCUCAAAUUUUUUAUUCCAGAAUCCCCCCCAAAAAUCUUACCUUGAGCCUCGUUGCCUGUUUGGGGUCACAUGCCCAUUCAUUUGUUAUUGUCAGGAGAAUACCACCUAAUUGGAUUAUAGCUGGGUUCCUGAACCCACGGAGGCAAAAGGUGUUAAGAUUAUUCCUUGCCCACUCCCUGGGGAUUCUCCAGAAGCACAUCAGCUGUGUAAGGAAGGGGAGGCUAUUGGACUAUAUAGUGGGGAGCAGGUAUGGGGUGAAUGGGUGCUGGGUACACAUCACAGUGGCUGUCUCUGGUUUUGCUUUUCCUUUUGGCAGGAAUAGGUGCUGAGCCUUUGGGGCAAACAUUUGGGAAUAUUUCUCACAUCUAGAAAGCUCUUGGCUGAUUCCAACAAUCUACUUAAAAGAGGUCGACUCUCCUAGGGAGCCACAGGUUGUGAAAGAGGUGGUAUAGUUUGCUUUUGUGAAAAAAAGAGAGGAUCAGAUUCACCUAUCUGGGUUUGAAGCCUGUCACCAACUCCCUGUUUAAUUAUCCUGCAUAAUUUGCUUAACUUUUCUGAGUCUGUUUUUCUCAUCUUUAUACUGGGUUAUUUCAGGGUUGUGUUGAAUUUUAGUGAUAAUAUGGUUAAAAUUUCUGAAACCUAGAAACUCUUUAGGGAGGGUUGGGUUUUAUCUGUGUCAUUAUUAUUUAGUGACUCAAGCCGAAUCACUCACCUCUUUGGGACCUGGGGUUUCUUUCUUCCUGCUUUGAGGCUGGUUAUGAGUUCACUUUUUUUAAUUUUUUUAAAAGAUUUUAUUUAUUUGACAGAGAGAGACACAGCGAGAGAGGGAACACAAGCAGGGGAGUGGGAGAGGGAGAAGCAGGCUUCCCGCUGAGAUGGGAGCCCGAUUAGGAGCUCCAUCCCAGGACCCUGGGAUCAUGACCUGAGCCGAAGGCAGACGCCUAACGACUGAGCCACCCAGGCGCCCCAAGAGUUCACUUUUGACAGCUGUUUGGACCAAAGCCUUUACUACAAAGCAGUGAAAAAGAGCAGCAGUUCUCAAACUCUGCCUUGAGCCUCGUUGCCUGUUUGGGCCUGUUUGGGAAUCUCAUCAAACCAAGAAAGACAAGAUUAUGGUAGGACUUGGGGAGGGGUGGAAGUGUAGGUAGAAAAUGAAAGAAGCAUUGCGGGGACAGGCUCAAAGCAAAGCGGGCUGUGUAUAAAGGGGUCAAGAUCAAGCCUGGACUGGGAAGUGGACCCAGGUCCUGAUUCUUUGGAGAACUGCAAAGUUAAGAAAAGCAUGGACUGUUGUGGCUGGAAGUCCCUAUCAGGAUUUCUAAAUCUAGGGUAGAAAUCGAAACCGCUUCUCUGUGUCAAAGUGACAUACGGCUCAGGUCUUCCAGGCAAGAGUGGAAAGUUUCAUUCUUACUGAUAGGAUUGCAAACUGCAAAGUUUUGACAGCCCAAGAUUUUAGUCACAAAGGUUGACAGUGAUUUGGUUCAGGUGGCAGGAGUAAAAAGCAAAGCUGGGCUGUCACUGAAAAGAAAGCAGUAGUCACUCAAAGAAAAGAGUGAUUAUGAUACUGUAGGCUGAUGGCUUCCUGUUACCUUUGCUGCUUUAUCAGGGUCUGCUCUGGCAGUCUGAUGAAUGACAGGGUGCAGAGCUGACUUCUCCCCUCUCAGUCUGGACUGGUUUUUUACCCUGUCACCAGUAACGGAUGCCCAAGCUCUGUUCAACAGAUCCCCAAUGAUCCAGUCUGUGGCUAGGCCUCUCUAGGUCAGCCCACAGGCUCCUAACAUGACCAGGGAAGCGUGGGGAGGGGGUUUGGCCCCAGACGUCUUUAUCCACCUGCAAAGCCAUUUGAGUGACAAAUUUGUUAUCGAAGUAAGGUCUUUAGAAAACGUUAGUAACUAGUACUUAGGAAGCAGUGCUUGGGAAGAUGGUAGGACAAAUUUUCUAAGCAUCAUGGGACAGAUACACUGGUCAUCCAUCACUCUAAUACAGGCCUGGAGGACACAUGGGUCAAAUUGCUCAAGAAAUCUCCAAACCUCAUAAUUAAUGGGCCAACCAUGCUCCAGUGACUGCUUUACUUGAGUUGUCCCCCUCUCCUUUCCUCCCCUGUAGUGGAGUGAACCAAUUUCAAUGAAACUCAGAUCUUGCAUUUGUGUGGUAACAAUGAGCUCACAGAUCAAGGAUCUUGGCAAGUCAUCAAGGAGACUGUUAUACUUCAGCAACCCACAGUUACCACCCAUGGGCCCAGAGGCUCCAGGAGUGUGGUUUCCAUCUCCAUUUGUAACCACUCUGAGAGGCUGCAGAUCACACAAGAGUAAUGGGUUAAGGACUCCCCACCCCACAUCAUCCAGUUCCUUCCCUCCCCUGCCCCUGGGGUGGGGGGAAACAGAGGAAGAGAACUCACACUGCCUUUAUCAGAGGGGAUUCCUCUCUGGGGGUUCACCUCAGUUCUUUGCAGCCCCGGACAGUUGACUUUUGGAGUCAAGACAGCUCAACAAGAAACAAACUCACUAAAGGAAAAAUGGGCUAUUUCCCCUGCCCUCUGUUCCCCUUUGUCCCACUACCUUUACAAAAAGAAAUAGGGGUCCAUGUAAUAAUGAAAUCCUGCUGCCAAGAUGCUGGUAUCUCAAGAGAAUUGGUCAUUAUUUUGGUCUUGCCAUCCUUCUACCCCCUCAAUACCUCUUCUGGAAUUUGGGUUUUGACGUUCUGACUCAUAAGGAGUACCACACCCCACUGCAUGUGCUACUCCAGGUUAUUCUCCAUCCAACACCUAGCACGGGAAAUUGAAGGCAGUCAUCCCUAGUCGUGGAUCAUCACUUGAGGCCCAUCACAGGAGACUGUCUUCUUAGGGCAGAGGUUUAAAGCUUUAGGGUUUAUAAGGAUGACCUGAAGGCUUGUCAAAAGAGAUUACUGGGACCCACUUCGGAGUUUACGAUUCAGCGUGGUGGGACUUGAUAAUUUCUAUUUCUAACAAGGUCCUGAUGGUGCUGGACCCAGGGACCACAUUUUAAGAGCCACUACACUCUGGGAAAAUGUCUCAUCUGAGACCAAAUACACUGGGGGAGAGGAGGACUUUGGGUAGGUGGCUUUUUUAAUACUCUUCCAUUAAGAAGGAGUCCCUUCCUCUUGAAUCUAGGUCGGCUUUUGAUGGUUCAGACCAACAGAAUACUGUGGAUGUGAUGCUGUGUGACGUCCAAGGCUAGGUCAUCUACGGCCAAGCAGCUUCUUGGGACACUCAUUCUAGGGGAAAGCAGCCAUCAUGUAGGAAGACCAACUACCUAGAGACUGCCAUGUCAGAGAGGCUCUGCUUGAUAGUCCCAAAUGAACCUGCUUCCAGCCAUCCCCACCAUGGUGCCACACGUGUGAGUGAAGCCAGUUUGGAUUCUCCGGUCCUGCCCAUCUGCCACCUAAGUAACACUGAGCGACCUCAAUCAAAGCCCCAAGGAGAAUUGCCCAGCCAAGCUCUAUCCUAAAUCCUAACCAACAGAUUCCAGGAGAUAAAAUGGUUUUAAGCCACUAAGUUUUAGGGUAGUUUGUUCCUUAGCAAUAAGUAACAAAUAGUGCUUUAGGUUGGAAAGCUUAGCGAGGAAGCCAACUACUCUGAACAGGGCAAAGUGCGAAGUCCAGAGGGGCCGCUGGCUUGGCUUUGGUGCCCUCUGCAGGAACCAUGAAUAGAAAUUGGCCUUAACUCCUACGUGGACUUUUAUUUAUCUGCCCAGGAGAAAAGUCAGGCCGAGAGGGGACUUAGUGAUCGUAUGGCCCAGGGUUCUCAACCGUGGUGGGGAUGUGGGGAUGUGGAGGUAGUAGACUGACUGCAAUAGCCGCCUAAUUCUCACACCUCUCCAACGUACUUUGCAACUCCUCCCAUCCGCUGGUGGAAGGCACGGUAUUUGCCCACCCCUUGAUUCUGAACCUGACCCUGCGACUUGCUUUGGCCAAUGACAUGUUAGCAAUUGUGACAGAGGCAGUGGUGUUUUCUCUCUCAAUCUGGCACCUCUGCCUCCGCCAUGACAAUAUGCCUAUGCUAGGCUGCUAGAUGUUAAGUCACAUGGAGCCCACCUGAACUGGCCAAGGCCAUCGUGGGUCAGCUGAAUCUGUCAACUGCCAGACAUACGGAGCCCGGUCAAGACCAGACUGUCCAGGCACUCCCAGUCUAAAUCAUCAAUCCAGACUUGUAAGCAAAAUAAAUGCUUAUUUUAAGCCACUGAA
This is a messenger RNA of Mirounga angustirostris (Northern elephant seal), 10574 nucleotides long. RefSeq names its product collagen like tail subunit of asymmetric acetylcholinesterase (gene COLQ). The record is from RefSeq and is a predicted model, not a curated record. Bases 2007 to 3248 code for a protein of 413 amino acids. Gene Ontology annotation, biological process: extracellular matrix organization. Gene Ontology annotation, molecular function: extracellular matrix structural constituent conferring tensile strength. The transcript has 20 exons. Lineage: Eukaryota; Metazoa; Chordata; Mammalia; Carnivora; Phocidae.